AUGAAUAUACGUCAGGAAUCGUGGACUCGGGACACUUAUUUCCGAGCUGCUACAAAUCUGUGCGCAAAUGUUUUGAAAGAAAUUCGUCGCCAAGAGGAUGCAUUUUGUUCUAAAAAUGCUGUGUUUGAACAAAAGCUAGAGCUCGAUCGUCAGCAGUUCCUAUCUCGGCUUCAUCGACAAAGUUAUGGCAGCAUUCACGAGGGCGAUGAAAAUGGUGUCAAUGCGAAUGAUAUGGGAUUACGUUGUGCAGUGGAAGAAAGUCUUUAUCAAGAAGAUGAAGAAAAGUAUCGCAUUGAGUUCAUUUCAGAUCUUCAACACGAGCUGCCGCUUGCCUUUCUUAACGAUGAAAUAGAGUUAGAAUUGAAGUGUAACCUUCAUAAGCUACUCCGCGAGAAGUUGUGCGCAAUCGCCCUGGUGCGCGAAGAGGAGUCUAAGAUACCAAGCAGACAGCGGCCAGCAGCGGCGCAUGCGUCUAACUUUUCCAUAUUGACGAGUUGUAAAGCAUGUCAAGCUUCUAUACCCAAAAGUAAUGUAAUCAAGCCGGAAAUCGAACUCGCGGUGGAUCCAUGCCUGACCACUCUCCCUUGCCCGGCGCAACCGUUGCAACCAUCUGGGCCUCCCGUGGAGGUGGGACAUAAGGUAAAAGUCACCCAAUCCUCCCUAUUGGCCGCGUCCGAUGGCAACAUAGUGCAGAAGGGGAGUGACCGCGAUGUCCUUCCCGCCGACCGCCAUCGUCGGGAUCAAGAGCAACCUCUUGGACCUGGCGCAGUUUGGGUACCCCUUCCCAUCGGGGCCGAGUCUCUUGUUCAUUACUCCACUCCCACGGUUCGUGGGUUGUCCUGGAGCGGGGCACAACUUGACAGGCCCAAUGACACCAUUCAGAUUAAAAAAACGAAAAGUAGAAGACUGGAGGGUCCAAACAAACAGCUCGACAAACUUAAACCCCACAAAGUAGCCCACUCCUCCCGUUGGGCUUCGUGCGGAAUGGAGACUUUCAGUUUGGGGAGCUUUGAUAUAAAUCAAGGAAUCACAGAAUCUAUCACAAUCCCAGCUGCGAUGUCAUCUUUGAGUACCUCGAUAACGCUACCAAGCCCCUUUGAAGGGAAUGCUGAUGAAAGCGAAGGGACGGAGAACCUGCCAAAGUGGUUAGCCAAAAUGAUGGCAACGGUACCCCAUGCAAGGGUAUCCUUGUUAACAUUAAGGUUUAUACAUAAGGCACUUCAGUCUGAGGCAUUGCAUAAAUGCCACUUUUUCGCAUACCGGAGAGGUCUCCUACGAGGUAAGCUCACAGAAAUGUUCACUAAACGUGACACUAAGCAAAGAGAUGCACGAAUUAAUGACAACGAAAUUGAACACAGCGUUGCGGUGUCAUCUAGUCUUGAUGGCAAACGCGUGUUGCCAUCCGACGAACUACGCAUUUGUGCCCUCGCUGUUGAGAGUGUUCAAGGGCCAAUAGAAACAGAAGACAAUCUGCACGACCCACAGCGUCGAUUUCACCAGCUAGUACUGGAGGAAAACGCGUACAAAAAAAUAUUCCGUGGCGAGUUAGAGCUCGCAGAUCGCCUACUAAAUGGGGAACGGUGCACACAUGGUCUUCAUCAUUCUAACGGCAUAACGACUAAGCAUGGUACAGUAUAUAUGGCUGAUUGUCGAGAAAAUGGCUGCAUGAAUGUCGAUGGUAGUGUAGACUCUGAUGGUCCUGUCCAGACGCGACUCAGUAAUGAUGAGUCAAGUAAGUAUCUAUGUGAUGGUAACUCUUUACAGCAAGGUGGUGCGGAUAGGGAAGGGCAUUACACGGUCUCUCUAUUUAGUAGGGAUUUGCCUCGACUUAUUGGAGAGACUGUGAAUGCAUUGAAUCGAGACGUGCUGUGGACUCAGAGAGAGGGGGAGUAUGUGAUUAUCCAACUUGAAUCCGAAGAGCUUAACAAAGACGAGGUAAUUUUGUGCCAUUCGUACGCUAAUCCCACUUUUUCGCACCGGAGUGAUGUCGAUGAGAGAAAUCAAGAGCUAGGAUGGUUCAGAAGAGAAGUGCAGCGCUACCUCUGGCCUGCAGAAUUAGAGGAACGCAUUGGACAUAGUUUGCACGGCUAUGUGCGCCCCUCAAACAAGAGCUGGUGUCCUAUCAUUUCACGAACGGGGACCACAAAGGCUUAUUGUAAACAAAAAGUCGACACUGAUAUCUUACCAAAAAUGUCUGCUACUAAUACUGAGACUAAAGUAUCUUUUGGAAAUAAUUAUCAUGAAGAAAGUAUGGAGUGGGAGACAAAUGUAAGAAGUGGGUGCGCGGGCAUUCGUAGUCAACCUUCACAAGCUCAUGGGGCUGAAUUAGAUAAGCUCCUAUCAAACGCGUCGUGUGUGGCACCGAAGCUCCCAUGGAGAGGGAUGCGGGCGAUACUAUCAGUUCGCGGGGCCGGAGAUCUCAUGGCGUCGGAAGUGACCUUCUCGACAUUCUGGGAUGGAGAAAUUUAA
Molecule: messenger RNA, 2469 nt
Organism: Phytomonas sp. EM1
Lineage: Eukaryota; Euglenozoa; Kinetoplastea; Trypanosomatida; Trypanosomatidae
Source: the annotation of a GenBank genome assembly